AUGGGACUCCACCGCGAAUCAUCUGCCUCGAAUCUCGAGUCAGGAUAUGCUUCUGGAGCAUCAUCUCAAAGCUCUCUUCCUCAAAUUGUCCUCACAAGACCUCACCUCAAGUUUAUCAAUGCAUCACUCAACAAUCUUCAACCCAUGGACAUUCUCCGAUGGGCUAAAAUAACCUUCCCCAACCUCUACCAAACCACUGCUUUCGGAGUAACAGGUCUCGUCACACUUGAUAUGUUAAGUAAGCUACAAAAGGAGACACCCGAGCUACCAAGUAUCGAUGCCAUCUUCCUUGAUACCUUGUAUCACUUCAACGAAACACUCGAAUUGGUUGAGAAGACCAAGAGCAGAUAUCCAAAUGUAAACUUGCAUGUUUACAAGCCAGAAGAUUGCCAAACUGUUGGAGAUUUCGAGGGAAAGCAUGGCAAGGAAUUAUGGAAGACCAAUGCCGAUUUGUAUGAUUGGGUUGCCAAGGUCGAACCCGCUCAACGAGCAUACAAUGAGCUGGAUGUUGCUGCAGUCUUGACUGGUAGAAGAAGAAGUCAAGGUGCCAAGAGAGAGAGCUUGGACAUCGUCGAGGUCGACGAAGCUGGCUUGAUCAAGAUCAACCCUUUGGCAGGAUGGAGCUUCAAGGAGGUACAAAACUAUAUCAAGGAGAAUGAUGUUCCAUACAACGACUUGUUGGACCGCGGAUACAAGAGUGUCGGAGAUUGGCAUUCAACUGAGCCAGUAAAGGAAGGAGAGGACGAACGUGCUGGAAGAUGGAAGGGGACUGAGAAGACCGAGUGCGGAAUUCACAACAAACGAUCAAAGUAUGCACAAUACUUGUACGAAAUGGAACAAAAGAAACAACAAGAGGAACUGUACGCAGCGUUGGAAAAGGUUCAGACCAGGGAAGAGAAGAUUGAAGAUAUUAUUGUCGGAGUGUAA
This is a messenger RNA of Botrytis sinoallii, 927 nucleotides long. RefSeq lists its product as uncharacterized. NCBI's taxonomy places the organism in Eukaryota, Fungi, Ascomycota, Leotiomycetes, Helotiales, Sclerotiniaceae. Gene Ontology annotation, molecular function: phosphoadenylyl-sulfate reductase (thioredoxin) activity. The record is from RefSeq and is a predicted model, not a curated record. The coding region runs from base 1 to 927 and encodes 308 amino acids. The transcript has a single exon. Gene Ontology annotation, cellular component: cytoplasm.